AUGGCUAUUAUUUCAGAGGACCACCUGGGUCUACGACUCCCGAAUCCACCACCGUUGUUGCAUACUCGUGGUCAAUUCGAUCGUCCCUCGACUCCGGCCGAUGGAUUUACCAGUCCUACACAGACACCACAGGGUAGUCCCAGCAAGUCAAGAUUGCCGCCGGGCGCACUCGAUCUGCCCAAUGUCUUCGACAAGGCCAUGAAGCUGACUCCCACUUCCCCCUCCAAAUCGACAUAUAACCACUACAAUCAUCCAAUGUUCUCUGCAGGCAAGAGCGGCGAGGAUUUCAACGAGAGCGUUAUUCACCAAACCCCUUCGAGCCCAACGCGUAGAGCCAACAAGGAGAAUACACCCCCCCAACCCAACGCGUCUCACGAAGGAUCUGGACGCCAGGUGCAGAUGCGCGGCCUCACCCCCGAGGAAAUGGAAAAGCUAGCACAGCCAAAAGUGAAGCGGCUCACUUCCUCGACCACUACUUCGAUCUCCUCAGCUACGUCCACAACCGCCAAACCCGCCACACACAAUUCAAAGCCGCCUACCCCGAUCCCCCCCGCUACCCCCAACGAAGAGCACGAACCCGCCCUCCUAAAAUACCUCGGUCGCGAGCGCGCACACCUGCGGAAGCGUCGCACACGUCUCCGCCAGGGCGACUUCCAGAUCCUGACCCAGGUUGGUCAGGGCGGGUAUGGACAGGUGUAUCUGGCACAGAAGAAGGAUACACGCGAAGUAUGCGCGUUGAAAGUCAUGAGCAAAAAGCUACUGUUCAAGCUGGAUGAGAUUCGUCACAUCCUGACCGAGCGUGAUAUUCUCACUGCGGCCAAGAGCGACUGGCUAGUCAAGCUACUCUAUGCCUUCCAGGAUGACACGCAGAUCUAUUUGGCGAUGGAAUAUGUUCCCGGAGGAGACUUCCGCACGCUGCUGAAUAACACGGGUGUGCUUCAUAAUCGUCACGCACGUUUCUACAUUGCUGAGAUGUUCAGCUGCAUUGACGCGCUGCAUGUUCUGGGAUACAUUCAUCGUGAUUUGAAGCCCGAGAAUUUUUUGAUUGACUCCACGGGUCAUGUCAAGCUGACCGAUUUCGGUCUAGCGGCGGGUAUGUUGAGCCCGGGAAAGAUCGAGUCAAUGCGUGUCAAGCUUGAGGAAGUCGGGAACACGCCUGUUCCCUUUGGUCGGCCGAUGGAACAGCGUACAAUGGCUGAGCGACGUCAAGGAUACCAGUCUCUGCGCCAGCGGGAAGUCAACUACGCCAAGUCGAUUGUCGGAUCGCCAGAUUACAUGGCGCCGGAAGUGCUCAAGGGAGAUCAAUACGAUUUUACUGUGGACUACUGGAGCUUGGGAUGUAUGCUGUUUGAGGCGUUGGCAGGCUAUCCACCCUUCGCAGGCGCCACGGUCGAGGAAACAUGGCAAAACCUGAAGCGCUGGCAGAAGGUGUUGCGAAAGCCCGUUUACGAGGACCCUAAUUACUUCCUGUCACGGCGGACCUGGGAUCUCAUCACGAAACUAGUUGCUGGGAAAGAACAGCGGUUCAAGAAUAUGAAGGAGAUUCAUGCGCACGACUAUUUCGCCGAGGUCGAUUUUGCAACUCUGCGUGAUCAGCGUGCGCCGUUCGUGCCUGAACUUGAUUCAGAGACUGAUGCUGGAUACUUUGAUGACUUCAGCAAUGAGGCAGAUAUGGCCAAGUACAAGGAGGUCCAUGAUAAGCAGCGCGCGCUUGAGGACAUGGCCGAUCGUGAUGACAAGAUGAGCAAGGGCUUAUUCGUCGGGUUUACUUUCCGUCACCGCAAACCCGCUGUCGACAGCAAUGGCCGCAGCAGCUCACCACGGAAGCCUAUCGCGACGGAUGGCACAUUUGGAACAAUGUUCUAG
This is a messenger RNA of Penicillium coprophilum, 1866 nucleotides long. RefSeq names its product putative serine/threonine protein kinase. The coding region runs from base 1 to 1866 and encodes 621 amino acids. NCBI's taxonomy places the organism in Eukaryota, Fungi, Ascomycota, Eurotiomycetes, Eurotiales, Aspergillaceae. The transcript has 4 exons. Gene Ontology annotation, molecular function: ATP binding; protein serine/threonine kinase activity. Gene Ontology annotation, biological process: peptidyl-serine phosphorylation; intracellular signal transduction. The record is from RefSeq and is a predicted model, not a curated record. Gene Ontology annotation, cellular component: spindle pole body.